CUUAACUCUUAUGUGUUUUUUCUCUCUCUCGAUGUCACAAAACUCAAAGACAUAUCCAUUUGAGUCCACGAAAUAAAUAUUUACUGACUUUUCUAUUAUGUAAUUCGCAUUCAUCCUCCGCACGACUGUUAUAUACCUUUUAUUUAGUUGCCUCUCGUUUUUUUCGUUAUACCUAUUAUUUCCUUUUAAUUUUCAUUUUGCUUCUCUCUCAACAAGAAUAUUCUGUGAUUUUUAUAGCCAUAUACUGUAUGAUACGAUAGCAUAAUAUGCCUAUUAGUCGUCAAGCGAGUGAUGAUGAAUGCAAUCAAAACGCUCAUAAUUCCGAUGUUGUCCACAAAUGUUCACACGUUGAGGUCGCCAUUGGUGUGUCCGGCCAACUGUCCACUGAAAUGUCCACCGAGUUGUCCACUGAUACGUCCACUCAGGUGUCCACCGAUGCGAACAAAUAUGACGAACAAUGCCUUCCCAUCGAAGAAUACGAACCUGAAGACAAUAACAACGUAAACCCAAACCCGAAAGUAGUGAAACAACUGAAGGGUUUGGCGGAAGCGUUCGCCAAACGGGGCGAACACGUGAAGCGCCGGAUCAGUCAACCCGUCCAGACGUCGAGCCCCGAAGACUCGACCGGCAGUUUCAAGGGGUCGGCCGUAUUCGAGGAGGAAUGGAUGCAAACGUUGGACAUCACCCGCGCCGCCCAAUUGAAGAAGUCGGCGCUCAAGGAGUUCUGGCACCGGUUACGGCGCCGGGAGUUGGGCGUGUUCGAGCCCCAGAGCUCCAUAUAUAUUAGCUGGCUGUUUGUGGUGAGCGUGGCCUUUGGCUACAACGCG
Molecule: messenger RNA, 827 nt
Organism: Oppiella nova
Lineage: Eukaryota; Metazoa; Arthropoda; Arachnida; Sarcoptiformes; Oppiidae
Source: the annotation of a GenBank genome assembly